Penicillium paradoxum is the source of this 2085-nucleotide messenger RNA. Its product is annotated as mitochondrial distribution and morphology protein. Gene Ontology annotation, cellular component: mitochondrial inner membrane. Lineage: Eukaryota; Fungi; Ascomycota; Eurotiomycetes; Eurotiales; Aspergillaceae. The transcript has 3 exons. Gene Ontology annotation, biological process: mitochondrion inheritance. Bases 1 to 2085 code for a protein of 694 amino acids. The record is from RefSeq and is a predicted model, not a curated record.
AUGUCUGCCAAUCUGGGACGCCGGCUGUAUGCCCAUUUCUGGGAUACGGCAAAUCCGUUUCUUGGUCGCAUACGAAUCAAUCGCAUGCUCGCUCCGGAAGCCUCUCGCUCAAGGUCUCUACUCGAUUUUUUAUUCGCCAAUCACCCACGACGUAUCUCGUCCUUUCCUAAAAAGCCAACCCACCUCACCAAAAGAUUUGCGUCAGGGGGCUUCUUCGUCCUCGGCGUCUCGCCAACUUCUGCUGCGGCGGAAACUACCGCCGCAUGCAUCAUUCCCUCCAGCAAGAUAACCGCCCAUUAUAUUUGGAAGCGAACUUUACAUACUCCGAACCAUCACGGACAUAGCAAAGAAGCUCCGCGGGACACAGAUAUUCGUAACGAAAAUGACCACUCCCCGAAAUCCGGUCAAUCCGGCAAAGAUGCACCCACGACUCACUCACCGGCCAAACCACCCCAAGAUCCUCAGCAAUCAGCAACAACACACAGUCGUCAUCUGAUGGAUCGCCUACCUCAUAUGCCUCAUUUACAUCGACCAACCAAGGAGGAGCUAUUGGCCGCAGCAACCGGUUUCUGGUCACGCCUAAAAGUACGAUUCAAGUGGUUUUCUAUCAGAAGUGUUCGGCCUUUCAAUUUGGAUGAGAUGACCGCCCUAUUCUCAUGGGUUUUGCUGGGACAUAUCGUCUGGGUCGUUGUUGGAACCACAACGUUCUUUUCGCUCCUGAUCCUGGCGAUCAACACGGUCUUUGCUCAAGAAACUCUGGCAGGAUGGGUAGGCAACUAUCUCACUAAAUCAUCUGGAGUUAAGGUUGUUUUCGAAUCUGCAAUCGUACCCAAAUGGAGAAAUGGGGUCAUCACCUUCAAGAAUGUUUUUGUGUCAAAACGGCCAGGUCAAGGUACAGGUCAUGUCAGCAAGGGCUCAUCAAAGUCUGCUGCGGCCGCGGCCGCUGCCCGAGGGGAGACUGGACUCGAAGAUACCCAGGUAGUGGCCGAUGAAGAGGAGGAUACUAACUACACACAAUUCGACUUGUCUAUCGAGACGGUCAACGUCACAUUAUCAUUUACCAAAUGGCUUAACGGACAGGGCCCGCUACAUGAUGUUGAGGUUAAAGGCAUACGGGGCGUUGUCGACCGUCGUCAUGUUUACUGGCCCGAGGAAGACUUAGAUCCCAAGUCCUACCGACAUGAGCAUCACCCUGGCGAUUUUGAAAUCGACUCCUUCAAAAUGCAUGACCUGCUUGUAACGGUUUAUCAACCAGACAACUUCCGCCCUUUCUCCGUGAGCAUCUUUUCCUGCGAUCUUCCUCAGUUGCGGAAACAGUGGCUCUUCUAUGAUUUCCUUUCUGCCAACAUGAUGUCUGGGUCUUACGACAAUUCUUUAUUCACCAUUCACGCUCGUCAAUCUCCCGGGUUCACAGGUAUCCGGCAAGAUAGUGGCACGGAAGACGAUGGCAAGUCAAGCCCGUGGAAGAAACAUAACAGGAUUCGGGUUGACGGACUCAAUGUUGACCAUCUCAACCGCGGUGUUCAAGGCCCCUUCUCCUGGAUUCACGAAGGGACUGUGGAUAUUGUGGCCGACAUCAUGUUACCUGCAGAAAAUGAUGAGAGUUUAGCCAAGGUGAUGGCUGAUUUCUAUGAUCGAUUAGAAGCCACGGUCACUUCGAAUCGUUACCCGGAGGCUGUGUCUGCGAACUCCAGCCAAGAAUCGGAGACUGAAGAUCGACGCUUCCUUGUCAUGGAUUUGCGCGUACACCUUAACAAUGUCCGCGCUGUCGUGCCCAUCUUCACUCGAGAUCUUUCUUAUAUCAACAAUGCACUCAUCCGUCCCAUUGUGGCCUACAUCAACUCCAAGCGCACAUUCAUUCCCAUCAACUGCCGCUUGGUUAAACGUGUUGGGGAUUUCGAUGGAAGCUGGACCAUCUUUGACAGUAGUUUGAUGGAUGACCUAUCAGCUGCCACCUAUGAUGCGUUUGCCCAUGAUGUCGUGGAUGAUCAAGCCCGGAAAAGGCGGUUCAAGAAAGUCGGGUUCUGGUCCCUUCAGCUGGCCGCCCAGGCUAUUUUCAUCGGCAUGGCUGGCAAUAUGGCCUAA